Molecule: messenger RNA, 1775 nt
Organism: Daktulosphaira vitifoliae (grape phylloxera)
Lineage: Eukaryota; Metazoa; Arthropoda; Insecta; Hemiptera; Phylloxeridae
Exons: 3
Coding region: 36-1553 (505 amino acids)
Source: RefSeq, a predicted model, not a curated record
UAUUUGAAAUAAUUUUUUUUUUUUGAACUAUUAAAAUGAUAAGUAAAUUUUUAGUAUUUAUUUUUCUAAUACUAUCAUGUUUCUAUAGUAUAAUUUCGAGUGAAAUAUAUCUCGAUUGCUAUUAUAAUAAGUAUAUAUUAUAUAAUUUGAACACAAAAGUUAUAUAUUUCAACAAAAUUGUAUCAGUAAAUACACCCAGCCAUGUUUUAAUCGAAAAAUUCGCUAGUGGUCUUCAAUUCUUGGGCCCAAUUGUAGUAGCAAUGCUUCAACAAAUAGAAGAUGAACAUCGUGUAAAAAGAAAUGAAAUAGAAAAAACAAUCAAGUCAUGGUCUACAAAUGCAUUCAAAAACUCGCAAGGAUUAUUGUUUACAAAUUUUUACUUGAAUAAUCUUUCCAAUACCUUACUAUUGCAAACAUAUCAAAAUGUAACAUAUCAAACUAGAGAAUUAAGUAAUCAUGAAAUUUUUAUAGAUGAAUUUAAGAAAAUUUAUCCAAAUUUAAUUGCACAACUAAAACAAAACGUUUUAGAUGCAUGUUAUGAAGGUAAUCAAAUAAAUUUCCCUGACAUUGUCAUUCGAAACGAAUUUAUAGAUGAAAAUGAAGUCAGUCAUAAGAUUAUUAAUAAUUUAUUACCUAAGAAGUUAUGGAUUGAAACUAUAUUUAUGGAAAAUAACAUCGAUGAAACAAUGAAUAGAGUUAGUGAUACUGAAAUCAAUUUAAGAUUUCAUUUUAAAAUUAAAAUCGAAGAUGAAAUAAUGAAAAAUACUUCCUAUCACCCUAUUGAAAUGUUGUUUUCCAGUUUAUUUGAUGUAAGUAAAAGAGAUAAAUUAAAUGAAAUAAUUGAUGUUCGGAUUAAUGAAAAAUUGGAAAAUGGUGAAUAUCCAAACAUGGCAGUAUUAUUUGACAUGAUUAAACACACAUUUGAUGUUGACUGUGUAGAAUCAUUCCAACGUCAAAUAGUAGCUGCAACAGUUUAUCCUGUUUACUACUGCGUUGCCAAAUUUACACUUUUAUUGAAAAAAAUAAUUUUCGGUAAUGAUACAAAUGAAAGUAAAGUAAUUUCAAGAGUCCAAAUUUUUGAAGUAAUGUUGAAAGAAGCAGCAGUGAAUAUUAAAAAUAUAAUUUAUCACAUGAGGAUAAAUUUACCAAAAAGUGUUGAAAAUCAUUUAAUCAAUACCAAUACGUUUUUUCAAGAUAUAAUAAAAUUAGCAAAUUCACAAAAUUUUUUAAAAUUAAAAUCUAAAAUGAUAGAUCAACUUUAUAAGAGAUGUUUUGAAGCUAUGGAAUUAAAUUUAAUUUAUUUCGACAUUGGAGUGGAUAACCCCAAUAUAUUCGAUGAAGAACAAUGCAAAAUAAUUUUAAGGGAGAUAAAUUCUAAAUCUAAGAGUAUAGAAACUGUCCUAGAAAGAUUAUAUGAAGAAGAACGUUGGACAUACUAUUAUUUUUCUCUAAAAUUACAAGUAUUCUCAUUUGAUGACACAUUAUCAAAGGAAUUAAAAUGUAAUAUUGUUCAAAGAAAUAAAGAAGGCUAUGAAAUAAUGGGGAAAAAAUGAAUUUUUCGGCAAUAUAUGUUAUGUAAUAAUUGAAGCACAGUAAUUUACUAUUUCUGUUAAAUAUUAAAAUGAUUACUAAUGUUAAAUUGUCCGUACAUUUAGCUGUUGUUACUUUUUUAAAAACCAAAAUUAUAAAAUUUGUUUAAACUCAUUAAUAUCUUAUAAAAUAAUUUUCUAUAAAAAAUUUGUUGUCUUUAUUAUAAUCCUCAGAACUUUUACUUU